UAUGAACAAGUUGGAUUUUUUAUUCGAUAAAUUAAGCAAAUCGUAUUCAAUUCUAAGUGAUAAGACGCUUUUAAGUGAAAGAGAUUAUUUGUUUACAUUAAAAGCAACUUUAGAAGCUAAAGCUGAUAUAAUGCAAGGAGAAAUUUGUAAAUUAUCAGCAAAGUUACAAAUUCUUAAGGCAAGUUGCGAAAGUUUAGAUCAAAAAUACAGGAACAACGUGUUAGAAUACGAAAAUCUUAAAACGGCCUUGGAUAACUAUAAGAGUGAAUUAAAUUAUCUAAAAAAGGAAGAAGCUCUUGUAAAACGGAAGAAUUUUCAAUUAAAUACAGAAAAUCUAGGUUUGAAAUCUUUAGUUAGAAUUGCCAAAGCUCAAGAAAAUAGCGAAUAG
Molecule: messenger RNA, 388 nt
Organism: Dimorphilus gyrociliatus
Lineage: Eukaryota; Metazoa; Annelida; Polychaeta; Dinophilidae
Source: the annotation of a GenBank genome assembly